Messenger RNA from Porites lobata, 1047 nucleotides. The record is from the annotation of a GenBank genome assembly. Lineage: Eukaryota; Metazoa; Cnidaria; Anthozoa; Scleractinia; Poritidae.
AUGGAAGGAAUUCAAACAGAAAAAUACUUCGAGUCUACUCGUCCAACGACACAACCAACAACAUCACCGACAAACAUUUUCCCUGCCGCAGAGCCAACACCAGACUGGAACAAAGCCAAGGAACUGUGGGGAAUAGCAUGGCAUAUACACUGGAUCGGUCUGGGAGUUGCAUUUAGUGUCUUGGCCAUCAUCUCUGUUGUAUCUUUGGUGCAAACAAACAAGCACCGGCGUGUCGGUCGUAAACCCCUUGCCGUGGCAAUAAAUGCACUCCUGUUGGUCUUGGGAAUCACACGCGCCUUGUAUCUCUUUGUGGAUCCGUAUGAAUCAAGACAGAACGGAGUAAAAAUGCCUCGUUGGGCUGCCCAGUUGCUUUACAACAUAUCGUUUCCUUGUUUAUCCUCAGCGUUUUAUUUAAUCUUUUUAGUUUUCCUUGAAGUUGCCAAAAUUCAAGUGGUAUCUAAGAAGCUUCAAAAUGCGCGCUUUCUCGUCGUUGUCAUAUCUGUACAUUUUGCCAUUGUCCUGUUUGCAGAAGUCUCCGGGAUCAUCAAACCCGAUUUCGCGGUGCCAUUCAUCGUUUGUCAACUGUUUUUCACUGUCUGGGGCUUGCUCCUUUCGGCAAGCUUUAUUUUUGGAGGUCUCAAAGUGAUCUGUCGUGCAAGGAACGUUAAAAAACAACUGACAACGCUUAGAGAAAAGCACCAAGAGAGGUCCAGUGUGAAAGGAUCUCAAAAGAAGAUAGGAACCAAUGCCUCUAAAGUGGCAAAAAUAACUCUCGUUACCAGCGGCCUAGGUCUUGCUUGGAGCAUCAUCCAGCUAUAUUCACUUAUAGAUGUAUAUCAUUUUUACCGCGAUACUUUACGACCUCCGCCACCCUGGCUGUGGUGGUCGUUCCAAACCUGUUUUCGCUUGGUUGAGAUCGCUAUGGCCUGCACGAUAGUUUAUUGUGUUAUGCAGCCCUCACAUAGAAAUGGCGCUAGUUCCGCCCGAAGGAAGUCUACAGCUCGUGAGAAUAUUCUCAGUGAAAAAGGUAUUUCGGAGACAGUUUAA